Messenger RNA from Mangifera indica (mango), 6462 nucleotides. RefSeq names its product protein ESSENTIAL FOR POTEXVIRUS ACCUMULATION 1-like. The record is from RefSeq and is a predicted model, not a curated record. Gene Ontology annotation, molecular function: protein binding. The transcript has 10 exons. NCBI's taxonomy places the organism in Eukaryota, Viridiplantae, Streptophyta, Magnoliopsida, Sapindales, Anacardiaceae. The coding region runs from base 1032 to 6245 and encodes 1737 amino acids.
UUUUAAUUGAUUUCACACAGUUUUUUCUUCCAUUCUUUGCUUUUCAAUUACGCCUUACCUUUUCUCUUUCAAAACCUUAUUUCCUUGUAUUUUUGACAUCAUUUCUUUGAAUUUAGCUUUUUUCUUUGUUUUCAUGAUUGUGACUUCGAAGGUUUUAGUACAUUCACUGGCUAGGGUUUUGGUUUCUUUUCCUAUCUACUAAUGUUUUAUUUUGUGUUUAAUUAUUAAUGUCUAAACUGUCAUUCGCGGUUUUGGGAUUAGGAGACGGGAGGAGAAUUUUCGAAUUGGUUGGACUUUUCAAAAUAGUUUACAUUUCGCGUAUUCGUAUUCAUUUUCAUUUUACUUAUAUUUGCGUCUAAGAUUGCGACGGGAAAGUUGUCAGUGAUUCCUUGGUUUUUUAUUAUUUAGAUAUACAUGAGUAUUUUUUACAUGCUAUUUGACAUCGCUUCGUCAGAUAGUUUAUACUGGUACUGCAUCAGUUCUUGUUACAUGCUGUUUGCCAUUGUUUCGACUGAUUAACUUUAUAAAAUCAUGUCCAUAUUUUCUAUGUUUUUUGAACUCUUUCUUAUAGUCUAGUUGCAAGUGGGAAUUCUUUUUUGAAAUGGUUGUUGAGUUGAACAAAAGGUUCACCGUUGAAGGGGUAAAUUGAGUUCAUAAAAUUGCAGAUUAGGUUUUAAUGUGAUUGAAUUAUAAAUGGAUUUACUGUUGUAUCAUCUGGUCAAAAUACUGCUCUAUCAGAUUUAUGAUUUUCUGAAUGCAGCAUUGAGCUAUCAAUCUGUAGGAGAGGAGCCAGAAAUAAAAUUACGAUAUUUAAGAGUAGGGGAUGUCUCCUGAGCAGCUGUAUUCGUGCAUAGAUAGAUAUGUAAAAUGUUCAAGGAACUGAUAAUGCUAUUCCACUUUCACCGCAGUGGCUUCUGGCAAAGCCAGGAGAGAGCAAACCUGGAAUAGGAACUGGGGAAAGUCAUUUUAACCAGUAUCCUUCUCAUGGAAAUCGCUCAAACAUUUUGAAGUCAUCAGGAAUUGGAGAAGAGAUGAAUGAGACACAGAGAAAAAAGGAUGUUUUCCGGCCUUCCUUGCUAGACAUGGAAACUGGUCGCCGUGAUCGUUGGCGUGAUGAAGAAAGAGAUACUCACUCCUCAAUGCGCAAAGAUCGCUGGAGGGAUGGGGAUAAAGAGCAUGGUGAGGCCCGCAAGACAGAUCGUUGGACAGAAAAUUCUUCCAUACGGCACUAUGGUGAAGUGCGCCGACCUCUCUCUGAAAGGUGGACUGAGCCAGGUAACAGGGAUACCAAUCAUGAUCAACGACGUGAGAGCAAAUGGAACACACGCUGGGGGCCUGAUGAUAAAGAGACAGAUGGUUUGCAUGACAGAUGGACUGACUCUAGUAAAGAUGGUGACCUGACUGUUGAUAAAGGAUUAUCACAUGCUUCUAGUCAUGGAAAGGAUGAGAAGGAUGGGGAUAGUUAUCGACCAUGGAGAUCUAACUCAUUUCAAAAUCGAGGAAGGGGAGACUCUGCUCAUUACCAUAGUCUAACACCUAACAAGCAGGUUCCUCCAUUUUCUCAUAGCCGGGGACGUGCGGAAAGCACUCCAAUUUUUUCUGCUGGUCGUGGAAAGCCGAAUUCCAGUGGGAAUUUAAUGAACAGUGUUUCAACUCAUUCUCAGCCUCUGGGAAUUCUCUCUGAUAAGGGUGAAAGUAGCCAUGGAGAGUAUUGUCAGUUAAGGUAUAGUAGAACGAAAUUGCUUGAUGUGUAUAGGGCAACUGAGAUGAGAUCAUAUCAGAAACUCUUAGAAGGGCUUGCACAGGUGCCUUCUCUCACACAAGAAGAUCCUGUAGAGCCUCUUGCGUUUUGUGCACCGGAUGCUGAAGAAAUGGUUAUAUUGAAGGGAAUCAACAAAGGGGACAUCAUAAGUAGUGGUGCACCACAGGUAUCAAAAGACGGAUCUGUUGGGCGGAACUCAGUUGAUUAUACUUCAUCAAGACGAACCAAGCAUGACAGUAAAGAAGAUUUACCACUUGCUGUUGAUGAUUAUAAAGCUGAAAGUUCUGACAAUCCAAAGUAUGGUUAUGCGAAUUACUUAGAUGGUUCAUCACGGGACAAGCUGGCACAUGGUUGUGGUCCCAACUCAAAGAUGGAAACCAUCGAAGAUCGGAGGGCUUACCCUGAUAACAUGUUUAGGGCUGAAGCUUUUAGGGAAGACAAUGGUCCUUUUAGGAAGGGUGAUGCCAUCAAUAGGGAACUGAGUGUGCAGGAGAGUAGUUCUGUCCAUUCUGGGGCCGUGUGGAGAGCCUCAUCACUGGGAGAUCAGUCACAGAUGGCUUUACGUGUUCAUAAGGACAUUCCAAGUGAUGUUAAGUCAAUGACCUCUGACAUGGCCUGGUCACAGCCACAGAAGGAUACCACUAGCCUUUGGGAUGGUGAUUUAUCUAAUUGGAAGACCAGUGAAGAUUCUGUUAUUAAAAGGCAGGCAUCAAUAGUUAUGGAUAGGGAGCAGGAAGCCAGGAAACUCUCACAGCCCUCUCCAGAAGAUCUAAUAUUGUAUUAUAAAGAUCCUCAGGGUGAGAUUCAAGGACCUUUUAGUGGGAUUGAUAUCAUUGGAUGGUUUGAAGCUGGGUAUUUUGGUAUAGAUUUGCCAGUUCGUGUUGCGAGUGCAUCGAAGGACUCGCCAUUUUCAUUACUUGGUGAUGUUAUGCCCCAUUUGAGAGCUAAAGCCAGACCACCACCUGGAUUUAAUGUGCCAAAACAGAAUGAAAUCACAGAUGCACCAAGUAAACCAAACUACAAUGGCUUUGAUGUGAUGAGAGAUGAGACAAAGCAUAAAGAUGGUUCAACUACAGAAGCUGAAAGUAGGUUUCUGGAGUCACUGAUUGGAGGUUUUCAAGGUUACGUCGGAAAUAAUCCUUCCAGUGUUGUUCCCCCUUUAGGAGUAGAUGGUUCAAAUGACCCAUACCUCAUGGCGAAGAGAAUGACACUUGAGCGGCAGAGGUCUUUACCCACUCCUUAUCCAUACUGGCCAGGGAUAGAUGCUACAUCUAUGAUAUCAAAGUCAGAUAUGGUCUCCGAAUCACCAACUCCGGCAAAAGUUUUAUCUUCGAUAAGUGAUAGUUCUCGCCAGCCUCAUUCUCAAGGUCAUGAAUCGAUGUCCAUCCUUCAAGGCUUGUUGGACAGGUCUGGCUCUAGCAUAAACAAUGGUGUUCCUGGCUGGUCAAAAUUUUCAGUACAAGGUGGCUUGGAUCCACUUCAGAAUAAAAUUGAUUUGCAUCAUGUUCAUAGCUUGACUCCUCAAUCCCCCUUUGGUAUCCAAAAACAGAGGCUGCAAACACAGAACCUAACCCCUUUAAUAAAUUCAUUAGGUCAAACUAUGGAAAAUCCUACUGGGAUCUCAGCUUCUGAAAAGGUACUGUCCUCUGGUUUAUCACAAGAUCCUCAACUAUUAAGCUUGUUGCAGGCACAACCCCAGACAUCUGUUUCAGCACAGCAGCUGCUGUUGUUGGAUAAAUUAUUGUUGCUUAAGCAGCAGCAGCAACAGGAAGAGCAGCAAAAGUUACUGUGGCAACAACAGUUGCUCUCUCAGGUUCUGUCUGAGCAUCAUUCUCAAAAAGUUUUUGGUGAGCAGUCACAUGCACAGUUUCAGGCUGGUAUAACAACAGGGAAUGCAUCUGUUGAUUCUUCUCGGCUCCAACCAGUACAAGAGUUGUUUCAGAGUGGUAUGCAGAUUAAUACUCCCAAGACUCAAGAUGAACAUACCUCUGACUUCCUGAAUUUGCCCCUGCAAGUCUCACAGGAUGUAAGUCAUACUGGUGUGUCUGAAGCCUCUUUCUUACCUUUGCCUAAUCAGAUGUUUAAUCGCCCAAAAUGGAGUGCUACUCUUCCAGAGCAAAUGGAUGAUUUCACUCAUAAGGAAGCAUUGGCAGCCUCAACAGUCACUGAAGGCUUUUCCUCACUAGAAUCUAUGAACAAGUCUCAGCUAGAGUCAUCUCUAGUGAAACCUGGCUUUGCUUCAGAAUGUCAUGCUCCUGUUACCCUUGUGAAGGCAUCAGAAGACACUUGGAAGACAGAUGAACCUGUCAGGGUUGCGACGUUGGAAGGUGUUGUGGAUUCUGCACCUUUAGAGUCUCAUGAAAUGUCUGUUACUGUACCAUCUAUUGAUGCUCCUGAGAAUAAACUAUCAGUGCCUGAGCAUGCCAAUGAUGUGAAAUCACCAGUAGAUAUUACCCCUGAAGGACUGCAGGCUGAAAGCAAAUCAAGCAAUGAUGGACCCUCCAUGGUGACAGAAUCAAAGAAUGUCGAAGUUCGUGACUUCAAGAAAACUUAUGAGAAGAAGUCCAGAAAGCAGAAGUCUAACAAGUCACAUUCUUCUGACCAAUCAAAGGGAGUAUCAAAAACUUCAUCUUUGCAGCAAUCUAAGCAAUCAGAAACAGAGAGGGCAAUCACUCCUGAUACAAAGCUUGAGGCAAAUAAUGGUGCUAGAGAAACACAGCAGGGAGCAUCUCUACAAAAGGCAGGAGAGAGCAAUCCUGGGUUUGCGACUGCAGAAAAUCCAGAUUCUCAUAAUGCCAAGGGCUUACCUGAAAGGAUUUCCAAGGAUGAUAAAAUUGUAGAGAGCAAGGAUGACACUAGAUUGGUUGGAUCUGUUUCAGUGCAGAACAGCCAAUUACAUUCUGGGCAGAGAGCUUGGAAACCUGCUCCUGGUUUCAAGCCUAAGUCAUUAUUAGAAAUUCAACAGGAAGAGCAGAGGAAAGCACAGGCAGAAUUGGUGUUGUCUGAGAUCACUACUUCUGUCAGUUCUAUCAAUUUGUCAUCUUAUUGGGCUGGGGUUGUUGCCAAUUCGGACCCAAUAGGUUCUGUGGAAAUUCAUAAAGAAUCUGGCGCUACUGUGUUAAAUUUGGAGAAACCUGAAAUUUCUCUGAAUACAAAGAGCAAGAAGAGUCAGUUACAUGAUCUGUUGGCAGAGGAAGUUUUGGCAAAGUCCAAUGAAGGAGUUGUGGAUGCCGUGCUUGACAGUAAGUCUAGUCUGCCAGGCUUGCAGGAUACAGCAAUGCAUUGUGAAUCUGUAGAUGAUGAUAGUUUUAUUCAGGCUAAAGAAACUAAAAAGAGUCGUAAAAGGUCUGCCAAAGCCAAGGUUGCUGGAGCUAAGGUCGCAACACCUGCUGAUGUUCCUGUUGCUAUGAGUCCUGUUGAGAAAAGUAAGAACUCCCGUAAUGUACAGCCAGAGAAGGAAGUAUUGCCCGUGAUACCAUCAGGACCAUCUUUGGGAGAUUUUGUCUUAUGGAAGGGGGAGUCUGCAAAUCCUUCCUCGUCUUUUGCAUGGUCGACUGACUCCAAGAAGAUCUCAAAGCCCACAUCGUUGCGGGACAUCAUCCAAAAGGAGCAGGGGAAGAAGACUUCUUUGCAGUCCCAGAAUCAAAUUCCAACUCCUCAAAAAUCCCAGCCUACUCAGGCUGCCGAUCCUGCUAAUCUCUCAUGGUCGCAUUCUGCUUCUCCAUCUAAGGGUGCUUCUCCAAUCAUGAUAAAUUCCAACUCUUCCUCUCAGUCAAAAUAUAAAGGAGAUGACGAUCUAUUCUGGGGUCCAAUGGAUCAAUCAAAGAAAGAAACUACACAGGUAGAUUUUCCGCUUCUUUCAAAUCAGGGCAGUUGGGGGACCAAAAACACUCCUGUAAAAUCAGCUCUAGGUGGGUCCUUGAACCGACAAAAAUCUGUGGGUAGCAGGACUGCUGAGCGCACACUUUCAUCUUCACCUGCUCUCUCUCAGUCUUCCCUUAAGGGGAGAAAAGAUAGCAUGGCCAAGUAUUCAGAGGCCACAGACUUCAGAGAUUGGUGUGAGAGUGAGUGUGUUAGGCUUAUUGGGACAAAAGACACAAGUUUCCUGGAAUUUUGUUUGAAGCAAUCCAGGUCAGAGGCUGAGAUGCUUCUCAUAGAGAACCUUGGAUCAUUUGAUCCAGAUCAUGAGUUUAUCGACAAGUUUCUUAACUAUAAGGAGUUUUUAACUCCUGACGUACUUGAAAUUGCCUUUCAAAGUCAGAAUGAUCGAAAGGUCACUGGGUCUGGUGCUGGAGAUAUGAGUUCUGACAAUGCCAGUGUUGGAGACUAUGACCGUGAUAACUCAGUUGGUCCCAAUGGGGGAUCAAAGGGAGGAGGCAAGAAAAAAGGAAAGAAAGGAAAAAAGGUUAGUCCGUCAGUUUUGGGAUUUAAUGUUGUCAGUAACCGUAUCAUGAUGGGGGAGAUUCAGACGGUGGAAGAGUAGAGAUGUAAAUACAUUUCUUUGUUCUGUAAAUGUCUAUUCAGUUUAGUAUUUUUUUUUUUCUCUUUUUUUCUAACCUUAUAGAGCCACAGCAGUGGUACUCGAUCAAUCUGCUGAAGCGAUUUUGUUAAGUUAUAUUCUCGCGGUAGAGUUCUUUGUAUUAGGUGACAGAACUACCUGGCGAGUUUUUUAAUGAAAUUAACAAAACUUUUAUUGAGCC